GUGAAUGGCCAAUGGGAGUUGGCUUGUCGAGCAAACACUGAGCCCUACAUUCUCAUUCAUUCAGUGCUCGACAGUCCUGCAGUGUUGAUGAGAGCACGUCUUCGACUAGCGCUUGCUUUUGAGCAUUCCGCACAACAAAAACCUACUUUUACUAUUCUCCAAGCAGAGUUAGAAGACUGAAAGCCAUUGGAUAUACAAUUAUUUGUCUCCAAAUCGUGAAUUAUUGUGCUUUUAAGAAUCCUAAAGCUUUUCCCCGCAAUUGUUAUUCUGCUCUAGGACUAAUAAACAGUGUUGUCUGACCAGAUCGUUCUCAAGUGCGCAACUUUUAGGCUAUUUGGUACCUAUUCCAUAAAGAAACGUUGAUUUACCGUUUCUGGAGCACAUUGGUGUAAGGCACCAUAUUUUGAGAAGGAAUAACGAAAGAAGAUACAACAUCCGUAUUUGGAUUUAAAGCCGUCGUUACGAAUUUUAAGAGCUAAUUAAAAUACGCUUGGACUAUUUCCUUGGAUGGAGUUUUGGUAUAUUGGUUGAUGGAUUCGACGUUAUGGAUGGUUACAAAUGGGUUUUCCGAUGCAUGCCAAGUCCAUGGUGAAUGUCGGAAGUGGUGAUCACCCCAGAUGGCGCUCCAAAGUCAACAUGGCCCUGGCGGUUCAUUAGUGGUGAUUCAGCAGCCUUCCCUGGAGGACCGGCAGAGGUCGGAUUACGAGCGGGAGCUCCAACAUGCCGCCAUCCUUUCCCUGGACCAAAUCAAGGCCAUCCGCUCCAGCAACGAGUACACAGAAGGGCCCUCGGUGGUCCGGAGGCCCCCUGCACCCCGCAUGGUGCCCAGGCCCGACAAGCAGCAGGAGAGGACUCACGAGGUGAUCCUCGUCAAUGUGAACAACAACUACGAGCACCGGCCGAUAGGGCAGGGCCACCACGGUGGGGUAGUGGUAGUAGCCGGGGGCCAGCAGUGUAGCGCCAGGGCCCCGGGCCUUAAUCGCUCCACCAGUACAGGCAGUGCGGCUAGCUCAGGGAGCAACAGCAGUGUAUCCUCUGAGCAGGGACUCCUGGCCCGCUCGCCUCCCUCUAGGCCAGGGAUGGUGGCCCUCCACCAGCACCACCACAGAGCCGAGCGUGCUCAGCCUGUUCGGACUCAGCCCAAGGCGCUGCUAGCCUCCCAGCAGGGCUCGCACCCGCUGCCGCCACUGGAGGCACCGCUCAAGCCCUCAGGGAAAGGGGACAUGGCCUCUGGCCACCAGUUCAUCUGCGAAUGCUGCGGGAAGUGCAAGUGCGGAGACUGCACAGCCCCAAGGACCCUGCCCUCGUGCCUGGUCUGCAACGGCCAGUGCCUGUGCUCGGCGGAGAGCGCCCUGGAGCAUGGCACGUGCAUGUGCCUGGUCAAGGGCAUCUUCUACCACUGUUCCAACGACGACGAGGGGGACUCGUGCGCCGACCACCCCUGCUCGCUGUCCCGCUCCCACUGCUGCUCACGCUUCCUCUGCAUGGGAUUACUGUCGGUACUGUUCCCCUGUUUGCUGUGCUACCCGCCCGUCAAGGGGUGCCUAAAGGCGUGUCAGGGCUGCUACGACCAAGUCAACAGGCCCGGCUGCCGCUGCAAGAACUCCAACACUGUCUAUUGCAAACUGGAGCGCUGGUCCCACCAGGCCCAGGAAAAGCCUUCCUGAUCCUGUGUGUGUGUGGGUAGAGGGGCGGGCAGUCGUUCCCCUGUGUGGUUUUGACAAUAAUAAUGAUGAUGACCAUAAUAGUCACUAUUACUAUUGAUGUUUAUCAAACAUUUUAAGCACCUCCCACCCACUUCCUUUUCUCCUGAUAGGAGUAAAGCAUGGAAUAUGAAAACCACUCAAUUCUUCUUUUUUUUUCUCCUUCCUUUUUGCAACAGGACCAUGUUUUUACAGACCAGUGUUUGUCUUCAAUGGUUGUUGUUUUUUUUGUCUCUUCAGCUACUCAUUAACACUCUUUUAGAAAUAAUUUUCUGUUAGCUAGGCACUGUUUACCUGGUGCUGUAAGCUUCAAGUGAGAGCAGCCUCUUACCAAAUCUGUGAAGGACUAUCUAGCUAGGCGAUAUGUAGCUGUUACCACGUGUUCAUAGCAAACAAGGAUUGUUAGAAUUCCCAGUUGCUACCCCACUCAGACCAUGGCUAGCUGGGUUUCUGUGCUCGAGUUGCAUUGUGGAAAGCACAUCCAUCUCAUAGUAUUCUGUUGGAUAUGCUUCUCCCCCUUCCCCACUCAUCAUUCACACACAUUGUGGCAUUUUUCCCCUUGUUUUUGUUUUGUAAAUUGUAUGCUCAAAUCCAUAAGAGUGAUCUGGCUUUAAAAAAAAGGAAAAUGUCUUUUUUUUUUUUUUUUGUAAAAAUAUUUAUUAUGUGAAGCUCUAUUUUAUGAUAUUUAUUGCAAAGACAGUCUUAAAUUUACUCAUGUCUGAAUAUAACAAUAUCAAUACUUACUGAAAAAUGAAAGGGUGGCACAAAAGAAUAAACUAUGUUAACUUUAAUGCAGAAAAUAUAUUAAUUAAUUAAAAAAAAUGUCUUGUGUCUUGAUUAUCCUCGUUACAUUGACCCUUGGGAGUGUUUAACUCUGGUUUGAAAGCUUUCUGGGUAAUAGGGCAUUUCAUAAGCAGUGAUUGGGUCCAAGUUUAGUUCUUGCAACAUUUCUUUGUGUAACGUGGAAUAGUUUGGUCAACACCACUUUGCUGUACACUCAUUUGUUCAUGUGUGGAAUGCUGGUAAAAAUGUUUUUACUUUAAGUGAGUCAGAACCACUUUUAACCUGAAUGUUGCAAGCCCGAUAUUUCGGGAUUCUAUUUCUUUACUUGAUUUCUCUUUAAACUGAUAAUGUAAAAUAAGCCUACAUCUGAAUGCAAAAUGGCCACCAAUGGUACUAACUGGAAGUUCCAACACCUGAUAAACUUCAUUUCAGGCAAGAGGUCACCCACAAACUAAGCAAUGGCUUUAAUCCCUGGUUUUAAAAGUUGCUACAGUAUAUCAGAAUCUUCCCAACUCUCAAAUGGUCUCCAUAUUGUGAGGCCACAGUAUGUGUCUGAGAAAUGAGAGCCACCUUUACAACUACGCAGGUCCACCUGUUCAAAGAUAAUAAACCUGCUAUCAAUGCCAAGCUUUUAUUGCAUGGUUCCUUCACUAAAGGUAAAGAUGGGGCAGAUACAGCCCCCCAUUUGGCUGCCUGUUUUUGUCAGGGAAUUUAUCACUCUGGAAGUUUGCUGACCCCCAGGGGAUGAGUCUUCACUUCUAAAGGUUACUGAGUCUGAAAUAGCAGAGCGGCAACAGGAAACACUAAAAUACCAGGGUUUAACUUUGAGGGGGCAAUUAGUAUUUCAGACAAUCUCAGUUUGGGGGUAGUGGGAAACUUGACCUCAGGAAUAAAACAAGCACAGUUGUUCAGGGAGGUAAAGGCUAAUGUGGAUAAAAUAACUAGGCUGGGUGGUAAACAUUGACUAUUUUGCUCAACAUUUGCUAAACAUUGGUAUUUUUUUAGAAAACCAAAGAAGUGGCAUUUUGUGAUUUAUCUGGUUAAGCUCUUGUAGGGAACAACCUGUAGGAUUCCCUGUCACCGUGGUUCAACAAUUUGUAUGAACAGAACAUGGCUCCUUUUUAAUGUGCAUUUCCAUUUUUUUGCUGGAAUGUACCGUUUGUUCCUCUGAAUGGUUGAGUGGGUUAGCGAUUUGUCAAUUUCCUGUUACCUUUCAGAGCUGCAAUUUGAGACCCAUUUGCUUCUGGACAAUCGCAAACAAUGGGAGGCCUCUUUUUUUUCAGGUUUCACUUCAGAUCCCUGACACAGGACAGAGCUAAAAUUUUAUUUUGGAGGCGGCUAACAGGAAGCAAAUGUUUACUUAAUAUUUUCCAGUCUGACCCAAAUAAGGAAAUAUAUAUUUUCUUGCCAGUUCCAGGUCUCAGUUUUUAACAAGAGUCCCUUAAUAGCCUUGUUUCCCCCCCCCAAAUUAGAUGAAAUACCAAAAUAAGUUUUAAGUGUCUGAAAACUAGUUUCCUUUUUUAUAUAUAUCAGAUUACGCUCCAUAAAAUUAUUUGUCAACGCCCCUACAAGCUUCCAUAUUCAUCAUCAUUGUGUCAAGUGCAGCAGUCUAAGGCACUGCAUCUCAGUAAAUAAAAUAAAUGGUUAAAAGUCAA
This is a messenger RNA of Salvelinus fontinalis (brook trout), 4141 nucleotides long. It is a transcript of the gene spry1, whose product is annotated as sprouty homolog 1, antagonist of FGF signaling (Drosophila). Bases 618 to 1667 code for a protein of 349 amino acids. The transcript has 2 exons. The record is from RefSeq and is a predicted model, not a curated record. Gene Ontology annotation, cellular component: membrane; cytosol. Gene Ontology annotation, biological process: animal organ development; negative regulation of MAP kinase activity; multicellular organism development. Lineage: Eukaryota; Metazoa; Chordata; Actinopteri; Salmoniformes; Salmonidae.